Messenger RNA from Eublepharis macularius, 3071 nucleotides. RefSeq names its product cholinesterase-like. Gene Ontology annotation, cellular component: plasma membrane. Bases 144 to 1787 code for a protein of 547 amino acids. The transcript has 4 exons. Gene Ontology annotation, molecular function: acetylcholinesterase activity. Lineage: Eukaryota; Metazoa; Chordata; Lepidosauria; Squamata; Eublepharidae. Gene Ontology annotation, biological process: acetylcholine catabolic process; choline metabolic process. The record is from RefSeq and is a predicted model, not a curated record.
UCAUGCAGUCGCCUGAACCCCAGCUCUUAUUUGUCAGAACUGCAAGCAACAUAUAAUCCUCAGUAUCCACUUUUCCCUUUAGUCUGAGCUGUGGAAAACCAAAGGAGUACCAAAAUUGCACCAGGAAAAAGAGAGCUGCUGUUAUGUCUCAUCACCGCUUUUCACUUUGGGAGCUCUUCCUCCUCUUUUCCUUACUGGAACCCAGCUGUGCCUCUGAAAAUGACACAGUGGUGGUUACUAGCAGUGGCCCUAUUAAAGGCAAGCUGCUUUCGGUUGGCUCUGCCUCAGUGACUGCCUAUCUGGGCAUCCCCUAUGCAGAACCUCCACUGGGGAAAUUACGAUUCCAGAAGCCCCAGCCACAUCAGCCAUGGAGUGGUGUCUUGGAGGCUACCAGCUUUGGCAACUCAUGUCAACAAAUAAAAUCUGAAAAUUCUGGAAUUCCUCAUGCAGAUCUUUUGGAAGUGAAUACCCCCCUUUCAGAGGACUGUCUCUUUCUCAAUAUUUGGGUGCCCCAUCCACGACCCUCCACACCAGCUCCUGUCCUCAUUUGGAUCCAUGGUGGAGGAUUUAUUGUUGGCACAGCCUCACUGGAUGUAUACAAUGGAGCAGAUUUAGCGGCCACAGAGAAUAUUAUAGUGGCUUCUAUGAACUACCGCCUGGGGUUUUGGGGUUUUCUCUUUUUGCCACCAGCUGCCCCAGGAAAUGUGGGCUUAUGGGAUCAAUGGCUGGCUUUGAAAUGGAUGAAGGAAAAUGCAGCUGCCUUUGGUGGCGACCCAGCUCAGUUAACUCUCCUUGGCCAAAGUGCUGGAGCAGCCGCUGUGGGUUUCCAUCUCCUUUCACCAGCAAGCCAGCCCCUUUUUGCUCGGGCUGUGCUACAGAGUGGAGCUCCCAAUGCCCCCUGGGCUUGGAAGGAACCAGAUACGGCCCGAGAGAAUGCUGUGAAUGUGGGCCGCCUUUUGGGGUGUGCUCAGCAAAAUCACACUGCUGUGGUGAUCUGCUUACAAGAGACGGACAUUCAGGAGAGAGUGAUUCCGUACAUAACUCGUUCAUCUUCAUUGACAAUAGAUGGGGAAUUUCUCAAAGAUAAGCCACAAAAGCUUCUGGAGUCUGGAAUCUUUCAGAUGAAGCCAAUUCUUACUGGUGUCACCUCUGAUGAAGGGGCUCUCUAUGCGUUAAUUGUGUCUCUUUCUGCUCAAGGAAAUAACUGGACUCAGACCUGGGAGCAGUCUUUGAGCCUAAUAAAUGAAACAUUGUGGAGGCCAAUUGAAGGCAGUGCAGUCAAGGCUAUAGCACUGAAAUAUAGCAAAGAUCGCCAUGGAGCAGCAUGGAACCAGUCAACAUUGGCCCAUUAUUUUAGAGAUUAUUGGUUUGUAUGCCCGUUGUCUGAAUUUGCUGCACAGAUGGCAAAAUCUGGGAAUCCUGUCUAUAUUUACAUCUUCAACCACCGUGCUUUUCACUCUGCGUGGCCAAAGUGGGCUGGAGCACCCCAUGGAGCGGAGGUGCCCUACCUUUUUGGAACCCUAGCAUUACUGGGAACCAACCAAUCAUAUCCAGAAUCCGAGGAUGCUCUGAGCCGCAAGGUGAUGCACUACUGGGCAGAAUUUGCCAGAAGUGGGAAACCCACCGGGUCCACCCCUGAUGAGGUGCAAUGGCCACUCUACAAUGCUGCGGAUCAGAACUUUUUCUACAUCAACACAGAGGUGCCCAGCCUUAAGCGUCUGUCACCUCCUCAGCACUGUGAUUUCCUAGCAGAACAAUUUCAUACAAGACACACAAACAAGUCCUAAAACAAGCCUUGUUUCAUCUGGCAUUGGCAAGGAGGACAAUGGAAAGAAACCACGGAUUAACGUUGAUUCCCAGUGUCAUGCCCACCAAUGUCUUUCAUGAUGCUGACUUCUUUUUUGCUCUGAAGUAUCUCUUACCUAAAGCAAAGAGCCAAUCAAGGCUUUUCUCCGUCUCAUUGAAACAUAGGGUUGCCAGGUUCCCUUACCUCCUGUUGGGAGGGCAGAGAGCUGGCACUCACCUUUGAGGAUGUCUUCCCGGUGUGGUGCUUUGAUGUCACUCCUGGGAAGUGAUGUCAUCAUGCAGGGUCUGGGAGCACUCCUACAUUUCACAAUGGGCUGAUUUGGGCCCCAAAUGGGCCUGAUUCAGCCCAUUUGGGGUCCAAAUCGGCCCGCUGCAAAGUGUGGAAGCACUCCCAGGGAGGUGUGACAAUGUCAUUCCUGGGUAGGGUUGCCAGGUCCCCUUACCCUCCUGGCGGGAGGAUGGGUACCUGAUACUCAUCUUCUCUUUGUCCCUCACACGCGCAUGAUCCUGUGCCAGUGUGAUGACAUCACUUCUGGUGAUGGCACUUCCGGGUGACAUAAUCACACAGAAACAGAAGCAUGAGUGUGUGUCGCAGGGGGCUGAUUUGGGCCUCAAACAGGUCCAAUUUUGCCUGUUUGGGGGCCAAACCUGCUCACUGCAAAGCGGCACGAUGACAUCACUCCUGGGGAGUGAUAGCAUCGCGCCACCCCAAGAGCACACCCGGGAAGCCAGUUCUCCCUCCUUUUCCCCCGCCUGCCAGGUCCCCUUACCCUCCUGGCGGGAGGAUGGGUACCUGAUGGGAGGGGGCAGAGGGUGGGAGCAGGGAUCUCCCACCCCCAUGGGGAGCCUGGGAUCUCUUUGAAGCAGAAUGUACUUCAGUAGUGUCAAAAGCCAUCAUCUUUCUGUCUGAAGGGACCACUCAUUUAGCUGCCUCCCCCAUAGCAAGAGGGCAGGUGUUCCCAAUGGGUAAGCACAAAGAUCAUUCUUUCUUUUGGAAGGAGGGAGGCAGGGAGGAAGGAAGGCGGGAAGGAAAGGCACCUGUAUGCACUGUGAGAUAAAUUUUGAUUGAGGAAAGAAAAAGUAUUCAGAUAGGAACAGAAUGAGGUUAAAGCUAAAAGGGCCAAAGCUAAAAAGAGCAGAACAAACACCAGCUAGACCGGAAUUACAGAACUCUGCCAUGCUUUCUCCACACCAUGUGUACAAUUGUAAUGCUUUCUCAUAUAUUAACAUUACUACUACUAAUAAAAAGAAAAUCUAUCUAUGAA